Messenger RNA from Euleptes europaea (tarantolino), 425 nucleotides. RefSeq names its product late histone H2A.2.2. The coding region runs from base 1 to 414 and encodes 137 amino acids. The transcript has a single exon. Gene Ontology annotation, molecular function: structural constituent of chromatin; protein heterodimerization activity; DNA binding. Lineage: Eukaryota; Metazoa; Chordata; Lepidosauria; Squamata; Sphaerodactylidae. Gene Ontology annotation, cellular component: nucleosome. The record is from RefSeq and is a predicted model, not a curated record.
AUGUCCGGGCGCGGGAAGGUCGGCGGGUCGCCGGGGCGCGCCAAGGCGCAGUCGCGCUCGUCGCGGGCCGGCCUGCACUUCCCGGUGGGGCGCGUGCACCGGCUGCUGCGGCGCGGCCGCUACGCGGAGCGGGUGGGGGCCGGCGCGCCCGUCUACCUGGCGGCGGUGCUGGAGUACCUGACCGCCGAGAUCCUGGAGCUGGCCGGCAACGCGGCGCGCGACCACCGCAAGGCGCGCAUCGUGCCCCGCCACGUCCAGCUGGCCGUGCGCAACGACGAGGAGCUGGGCCGCCUGCUGGGCCGCGUCACCAUCGCGCAGGGCGGCGUCCUGCCCCACAUCCCCGCCGCCCUCCUGCCGCGCAAGGCCGCCGCCGCCGCCAAGAAGCUGCCGGACCAGGCGUCGCAGGAGUACUAGCCCGCCCGCCC